GAUUAUCUUCCUUGGUGAAGAGAGAACCAGUUCCAAUGGCGACUUCACUUCUCUCUCCUCUCUAUGCUCCGGCAAUCGACGCCUCUGAACUUGGUUCCACUUUUCCCAAAAGCUCAUUUCUUUGCGGUUCCGACUUCCCUUGGCCACCACCAUCUGUAUCCACUAGGUCCGGUGCAGUUCGGCGGCGCUGUUUUAAGUCUCUGGUGUCCGCAAAGAUGUCCAUGGAUCAUAUACCGAAGCAGUUCAGAGAAGAUAACCUGAAAGAUGGAUUGAUGGACAAUUACAAGAAUGUUCCUCAGUAUCUUUACGGUCUUAGUUCUUCUCAGAUGGAUAUGUUCAUGUCCGAAGAUAAUCCUGCCCGCAGACUGUCUGAAAAAGUGACAGAGGAUAGCAUCUCAUCAGUUAAUAAUUAUUUGAACCAUGGAGGCAUGUACAGUCUUUCAGGCACGUCCGAUAGCCAAGCACAGUGCAGCAUGAGUGUAAGCAUGUACCGUGCAGGAGCCAGAGGAGGAGGAGGAGGAUAUGGAAGACCAAGGACUGCUCCUCCCGAUUUGCCCUCUUUGCUCUUAGAUGCUAGAAUCUGCUACCUUGGGAUGCCGAUUGUGCCAGCAGUAACUGAGCUUCUUGUCGCUCAAUUUAUGUGGCUAGACUAUGAUAGCCCAACAAAGCCAAUAUAUCUGUAUAUAAACUCUUCGGGGACACAGAACGAUAAGAUGGAAACAGUUGGAUCUGAGACAGAGGCAUAUGCUAUUGCUGACAUCAUGGCUUAUUGCAAAGCCGACGUCUAUACAAUUAACUGUGGCAUGGCUUAUGGCCAAGCAGCGAUGCUUCUUUCUCUUGGAACCAAGGGCUUCCGGGCUUUACAACCAAAUUCUUCAACCAAACUUUAUCUUCCUAAAGUUAAUAGAUCAAGUGGAGCUGCUAUAGAUAUGUGGAUUAAGGCAAAAGAGCUAGACGUAAACACUGAUUACUACCUCGAGCUGUUAUCAAAAGGUACCGGGAAAUCAAAGGAGGAAAUUGCUAAAGAUAUACAACGUCCAAAAUAUAUGCUAGGACAAGAAGCCAUUGACUAUGGCAUUGCAGACAAGUUGAUUAACUCAAGGGAUAAUGCCUUUGAGAAACGGAAUUAUGAUGAGCUGCUUGCACAGUCGAAAGCAAUGAAGAGGUCAGCUGGAGCUGGAUCUCAAGCUGCUCCUACUGCGUUUAGGUAAAAAGAUAUCGCAAUAGUCUCGCACCAAACAGGGCCUAAGUGUAAGACCCUAUAACUGUUUUGUAGUUUUUUUUCUUUUUCUUUUCACAAUGGUGGUGUAUACGUGGACGAUUUUGAUUAUGAUAAUGUUCUUAGUAAUGAUCAGAUAUUUGUUUCUAGUAAACUUUUCAUACAUUUAUCAUUAGGAAUGAAUACUAAAUGCAUUUUCAAUGUUUUAUUUGGUUAUUUUGU
Impatiens glandulifera is the source of this 1441-nucleotide messenger RNA. Its product is annotated as ATP-dependent Clp protease proteolytic subunit-related protein 1, chloroplastic. Gene Ontology annotation, cellular component: endopeptidase Clp complex. NCBI's taxonomy places the organism in Eukaryota, Viridiplantae, Streptophyta, Magnoliopsida, Ericales, Balsaminaceae. Gene Ontology annotation, molecular function: ATPase binding; ATP-dependent peptidase activity; serine-type endopeptidase activity. The record is from RefSeq and is a predicted model, not a curated record. The transcript has 9 exons. The coding region runs from base 36 to 1211 and encodes 391 amino acids. Gene Ontology annotation, biological process: protein quality control for misfolded or incompletely synthesized proteins.